UUCCGUUAUGGCUGAGCAGCGGAAAAUACGAAAACGCGUUCGCAAAAUAUUAAAAUUACAACGUAAAUCGGACUCAGAGGAUGACGACGAAGACUCCCAAUAUAAAGUCAAAUGCAAAGGGGUAUUACCCUCAAGUACAUCGCAAUGGGAUAUCACAUGUCUUCAAUGUAUAGGCAUUAUUUACUGUGACCAGUCCAUACCCCUGUCUGAGUUGCUGGACAGUGUAUAUAGUAAUAUCGGAAUGUUUAAACCAUUGAAUGAUAAAGAGAAAGAGUAUACUGCAUGUAUACAGAACAGUUUAGAUUUCUCGUUUUCAACACAGGAAGUGGUAGACUAUUGCAGAAAAUAUAGGCUUUCUCCAAAUGAAGUAAAUAUUGAUGUGGCAGAAAAAGUAAGAAGCAAUUUGGAAAGUGAUGUGUUUAUAAACACUAGGGAGACACUGAAGCCUUAUACAGUGGGACUGAUAGAACAAUUUAUGAGAAAUGUACACCAUAUAAUACAGAUUAUGAGAAGUAAACAAGGCUUGUUGAAUGUGCCACAAAGAGUAUUUGUAAAUUUAUUUUGCACUUUUGUGAAGAUGUGUAACCUGAACCCAAGUGAGGGAUCACUCUGGAAAACAGAUCAAAAUGUUCUUCAACAAAAUAUAUCCUCAGAGGCAGAUGUUGUUAUAUUACCCUGUAACCUAAUGGAAGCUAGUGAUUAUCAUGCUGUAAAUAUAGUUUCAGUUGUGGAUAUAAAAAAGUUGUCAACUGAGAAUUUAGAUACUUCAGAGGGUCUUUCAUCAUCAUCAUUGUCAGAAUCAUCAGAUAUGAAUCAAGACCAUGAAAACAGUACUGACCAACCAUCAAUUUAUAGUAGAGUUUGUAAAAAGCUUCUUGGACAACAUGGUGCUGAACUGGUUGUGCACCAUGAGUUAUUUGGAGAAAAAUGUAUCAAGAAUGGAAAAAUAUACCUUAGUGGCAUGAUUGUUGUUGGAACACAGGUGACUUUUACCUUACUAGAGUGUAGUGUUGAUCAUAUGGUAGAUAUUUUAAAUGAAAAAGAUGUUGGAAGGAAGACCAGUUUUAUUUCAUACUCAGAGCCAAAAGAUUUGCUGAUACAAAAGGAACGUGAUGAAUUGCUGGAGGCAUUUUGGAGACUAAACAAUACAACAGUUUGAGCAAUAAAUUUCUUCAUUUCAUGUCCAUUUUUUUUUUUUGACUCUUUCAUGUUAAUAACAUUUGUACCAACAUUAGGUGACAAUACUGAUCACUGUCCAUGAUUAGUCUCUAUAAAAAUAUGAAAUGUUUUUCAAUUGUUGUCUAUAUGUGUCUAAACAGAAUUAUUUUCUGAUUGUAUAAUGGAAAAAAAAACUGAUCAAAAAGCUAUAUUGACUUCAUUAAUGUAUACAUGUGUAUUUAUUAAGCAUGCACACCAUCCAGGCAUUCCUGAUUAUGUUCAUGCAAGAGAAAUGAAAGACUUUUAUCCAGAUAAGUACAAAACGUUUCUGAUUUGCUUGACAACUUGGUAGAAUUUUAAUUUAGGUCUCAUUAAAGUGAAUUCACCAGCAGUUAUUUUACAGGAUGCUGCAAACACUAAGAAUCUAAUGUAUCCAAGCAUUUAGCUUAGAAUAGUUUACUUGUAAUAAUAAUAAAUUGAAAGUGUCAAACAAAUAAUAGGUAUCUUGUUAAUAAAAGAGAUAUUGACAUAAAAAAUAUUGAAAUCAGAGUAAGUUGUAAAGACUUUGGGAUGUAUUAUUUCCAUAUAACUUCACACUAUUGAAUUGCACUUUUUGUCAGCAUAUGACCCAUUUGUUUUACUGGUGAAAGCCAGAUUAUACUUGUGUAGUUUUGUCUCCAUGAAAACCUAGAAUUUUUUUUACAGUUAAAUGUUUGAGCUGUACUGUAUAUUAAAUAUAUGUAUAUAUAAAGUAUAUAAAGCAUCACUGAAGUGACAUUUACUGUCAAAAUGCUCAUCUGGUGUAAUACACUUGGUGCUGUUAAUUUUUAUUAAAGAAUAGUCUUUUGAA
This is a messenger RNA of Mytilus trossulus (common blue mussel), 2008 nucleotides long. RefSeq lists its product as uncharacterized. The coding region runs from base 8 to 1159 and encodes 383 amino acids. Lineage: Eukaryota; Metazoa; Mollusca; Bivalvia; Mytilida; Mytilidae. The record is from RefSeq and is a predicted model, not a curated record. The transcript has 6 exons.